AUGGAGAUUGGAUCAGAACAUAUAUUAUUUCAAGGUGAACCACAACUAGAACACUUUGAAGAAAAGGAGUUAGAGUACAAGAAUGUCAAUGUCGGUACGAUGGACAUGUCCUCUAUCUACUCUAAAACAAACCUUGAUAGUUCUACUUGUCUAUUAGACAUUCUCGAUACUGCCGGACAAGAGGAAUACUCUUGCAUGAGAGACCAAUAUGUCAGAACUGGAGACUGUUUUGUUAUUGUGUAUGAUGUGACGAAUAGAAGAUCAUUUGAUGAGGUUGAACCUCUCAAAAGACAUGUUGAACGUGUCAAGGAUUGUAAUGACACGCCUGUCAUUAUCGUUGGAAACAAGGUCGACAGAACAUCGGAGCGUGCAGUGUCGACAGCCGAGGGAGAGAGCUUGGCUAGAAGUCUGGGCUGCUUGUUUAUCGAGACGUCGGCCAAGACUGCCAAGAAUGUGCAAGAGACAUUCUUUGCGAUUGUACGUUCCACCCCUCGUAGAUCAAUGGUCUACAAGAUCGUUGUGAUUGGAGACGGUGGUGUUGGCAAGUCAGCCAUCAUCAUCCAGUUUAUCCAAGGUCACUUUGUCGACGAGUAUGAUCCUACCAUUGAAGACUCUUAUCGUAAGCAAUGUUGUAUUCCAGGUCUCAAAGCACUAGAAUCGGAAAGCAAGAGUAAGAGCAAGUCAUCAUCAUCAUCAAGUGGAGGAGGAUUGUUAAGCAAGUUAUUUGGUAGCAAGUCAUCAUCUACAUCUACUUCAUCAACUUCAUCAACUUCAUCAAAAAAGGAAGGUAAUAUUACAACACCUGCACUUGAUAGUAAUGUAUUGUACAGUACAAUGAGUUCAUUGUCAUCCAACUCUACUAUUAUGACUGGUGAUCCAUUCGCAUGUAAUGGAUGUAAUGUCAUCCUCAACCGAUUCUCUAAUAUUUAUAAAUCAUCGGGUGAUGGAGCAUCGACAACCGAUUGGAAAUGCGAGUUUUGUUCGCAGGUAAACAAAGAUAUCAAGUUGGCAAGCGACGAAAUUCCAGGCAAGAAUGAUGUAGAGUAUAUCUUGUCAACUCCAGCUACCGCUGCUGAAGCAAAGGGAUCGCGUGAAGAAUCAAUCAUUGUCUAUUGUAUUGAUGUUUCGGGAUCGAUGGGUAUUACAAGUGAAAUCCCAUCCCUACAAACUGAAUGGAAGAAUCUUCGUGCAAAGGGUCGUGGUGGUGCCGCUGCUGCUCCUUCAUCCUCUUCAUCAGCAUCAUUCAUUUCAAGAUUAGAAUGUAUCCAAACAAGUAUUCCUACAAUGUUGGACCGUUUGAAUUUACAGUACCCAAACAAACGUGUUGUAUUGGUCACCUUUUCCAACGACGUUGUUGUACAUGGAUUCAAGGAGAGUGAUGACGGUACAACUGUGACGGGUGACAAGUUGGACGAGUACGAUACAUUGGUCGAGGUUGGCAAACAGUUUAGCUACGAGUCGUUGCCACGUGUCUGCGAAGGAAACGAGUUGCUCAAGAAGCGUGUCAAGGCACUCGAACCCAUUCAAUCGACUGCUCUCGGACCUGCUCUAUUGGUGUCUGCCGCUAUCGCCGGCCAGCGUCCCUUUGGUGAGAUUGUCAUUUGCACGGACGGUAUGCCCAACAUGGGUCUCGGCGCCAUCGAAGACAUGCCCCUCGCACCAGCCCGCGCCUUUUACGAACGCGUCACAGCCUUUGCCAACAAGAACAAGACCUCUGUGUCAAUCCUCGGUAUCAGCGGCUGCGAGAUUGAUCUCGGUGUGAUUGGACGUGUCUCUGAAGACACCAAGGGCAAGGUCACAACCAUCCACCCACUCGAAAUGGCCCGUGAAAUCCGUAAACUUACACAAAACCCAGUUAUUGCCACCGACGUUGAAAUGUCAGUCAUCUUGCAUCCCCAUCUCGAAUUUAACAAGUAUGAUUCCAAGCAAGGACUGAGUAGAGUAGUACGCGAGUUUAGCAAUGUGACCAACGAGACUGAUCUCUCCUUUUUGUUCCAACCACGUGCCAAGGUUGGUGCCAAGGACGUGUUGCGCGAAUACCCAUUCCAAGUGCAAAUCAAGUACACCAAGCUUGAUGGUAUGAGAUGCAUGCGUGUUGUGUCGGCCAGCCUUCCAUCGACCGCCAAGCGUGCCGUCUCUGACAAGUCUGCCAAUGUCGGUCUCCUCGGCAUUGCCUUUGCCCAACAUGCUGCUCAAAUGGCCACCGAGGGUGAUCACAUGACCGCACGUGUAUUCCUCAAGUCGGCCAAGAGAUACCUCGAACGUGUCAGAAGCUCCGACGAACAAUACGAAGAGUACUACAACUACACCGUGCAAGCCACCUCACUCGAAGACAAACUUGUCGAAUGUCUCAUCAACAAGGAUAAAAAGGUUGAAAAGAUCUCUGACGAUGCCAACAAGGUCUUCUUCUCAAUGAAGAAUAUGCAUAAAGCAGUUGUCAUUAGUGGUGCCAAAAAGGAUAUCUCUAGAAGAAAAGGUGAUGUUGAAAUUAACAAACAAUAUUAUGAUAUUACUUUUUAA
This is a messenger RNA of Cavenderia fasciculata, 2520 nucleotides long. It is a transcript of the gene cpras1, whose product is annotated as type A von Willebrand factor domain-containing protein. The record is from RefSeq and is a predicted model, not a curated record. Bases 1 to 2520 code for a protein of 839 amino acids. Gene Ontology annotation, cellular component: plasma membrane; COPII vesicle coat. NCBI's taxonomy places the organism in Eukaryota, Evosea, Eumycetozoa, Acytosteliales, Cavenderiaceae. Gene Ontology annotation, biological process: intracellular protein transport; endoplasmic reticulum to Golgi vesicle-mediated transport; signal transduction. The transcript has 2 exons. Gene Ontology annotation, molecular function: GTPase activity; zinc ion binding; GTP binding.